Messenger RNA from Paraglomus occultum, 551 nucleotides. Lineage: Eukaryota; Fungi; Glomeromycota; Glomeromycetes; Paraglomerales; Paraglomeraceae. The record is from the annotation of a GenBank genome assembly.
AUGGCUACUCAGGAAGUACAUCAACUGAACAUUGGUCCUAUUACGGCGCAUGCGUUUAACAGAGACAGAACACAGGUGGCAAUUUGUCCAAAUAAUAAUGAAGUGCAAAUUUAUCAGAAAAUUGGAAAUUCUUGGAAUCUCCUUCACUCUUUGUUUGAGCAUGACAAGCUUGUCACGUCUAUCGAUUGGGCUCCAGAAUCCAACCGAAUAGUUACUUGUUCGCAAGACCGCAAUGCCUACGUCUGGAACCUCGAUCCAAUUACCAACAAAUGGAAACCUACUUUGGUUCUUCUCCGUAUAAACCGUGCAGCUACUUGUGUACGUUGGUCCCCUAACGAGGACAAAUUUGCGGUUGCUUCAGGGGCACGCGCGAUUGCGAUCUGUUACUUUGAGAGCGAUAAUGACUGGUGGGUUAGCAAACAUUUGAAAAAGCCGAUCAGGAGUACCGUCUUGUGCUUAGAUUGGCAUCCCAAUAAUGUGCUUCUGGCAGCUGGGUGUGCUGACUUUAAGGCGCGAGUAAUUUCAGCAUUCGUUAAAGGCGUAGACAAAAA